AUGGCUGCCCCCGUCCUUCCCCUCCCCCAAGUAAAACUCCCCUCAAUCCCUUCAACCCGCCUAACCCCCGAGCAACAAUACUGGCGCUCCUUCAAAAACCCCCUCCUCCUCCCUUCCCCCUCCAACAGCCCCAUAAACCACAUCUCCCAACCCUCCACCUCCUCGGUCCCCUCCUCCUCAACCUCCUCCUUCGCCACCUCCACCACCUUCAACACAACAACACCCCCCGACCUCUUCACCGUGACGACAGGCUCCCGCGUCCAACUCCACUCAAUCCGCACCCGCAAGCUGCUAAAAACCCUCACCCGCUUCGACGACAUAGCUCGCUGUGCCGACAUCCGCGCCGACGGCCGCAUCCUAGCAGCCUCAGAUGAUUCAGGCACAAUCCAGCUCUUCGACAUAAACAUGCUGGUCAGUGCGGGCGAUGAUAGGGUUGUGAGGCUGUGGGAUUUGCCGAGUGGAGAGGACAGAAGAAGGAAACAUAGGGCAUGGGGAUUACGUGAGAUGUGCGGGGUUUAUGCCCGGGGUGGGAGCGGGGACCAGCUUUUUGGUGGUGGUGGUGGUGGUGAUGGUGGAGGCGGAGGUGGAGGGGGGAAUUUGUUGUUUUCAGCUGGCUAUGAUGGGAUGGUGAAGAUCUGGGAUUCGCGGGCCACGGGGAGGAGCGUUAUGACUUUCCAAAUGCGCGGGGCGGUAGAGAGUGUCCUGCCCCUUUUGUCCGGUACAAUGGUUCUUGCUUCCGCUGAAAACCGAAUCGCUGUCCUUGACGUCGUGGCCGGAAAGCCCCUGCACAUCAUAAAAAGCCACCAGAAGACCGUGACAGCCCUAUCCCUAGCCUCUGGCGGCCGACGAGUCGUCAGCGGUGCAUUAGACGGGCACAUGAAAGUCUUCGAAACAACAGGCUGGAACGUCGUCGGCGGCUCCAAAUACCCCUCCCCUAUCCUAUCUCUCGGCGUAAUCACCACCGGUCAUGACAGGGAAGACAAACACAUCGCCGUCGGCAUGCAAUCGGGCCUCCUAUCCAUCCGCACUCGACUAUCAGGCGCACAGAAGAUCCGCGAGCGCGAACGGGCGCGAGAAAUGCAAGCCCUUCUCGACGGCAAGCUGGAUGAACAUGACAAGCGGGUGACGAAGCUACAAAAGAAGAAGCACGGUAGGGGCUGGGAGAAGCGGCUGCGCGGCAUGGAUUUCAUCGGCGAGGGCGUCGAUAUCGUCAUCGAUGCACAGGACCCCGCGUCAGCAUCUCACAAGCGCAAACGCGAACAGCCCUGGGAGCUCGAUUUGCGCAAGGGCCGCUACGCAGCGGCCCUCGAUGCCGUCCUUUGCCCUUCUUCCAAAUCCACGGGCGCAAAUAACAAGCUCAACAUCCUCACGCUCCUCACAGCUUUACGGCACCGGUCGGCGCUACGAGUGGCACUUUCGGGCCGCGAUGAAGUUACGUUGCAACCUAUUUUGCAGUGGGUUUAUAAAUCCAUUACGGAUCCGAGGGUUGUGGAUAUUUGUGUUGAGGUUGCGAUGAACGUGUUGGACAUUUAUUCGGGGAAUUUGGGCCAGUCGGUUGUUUUCGAUGGGCUUGUUGAGAGGCUGCAUGUCAGGGUUAGGGAGGAAGUGGAUCGGGCUCAGCAGGCGUGGAUGACGAAGGGGAUGUUGGGGAUGUUGAGGGUUGGUGCUUAG
This is a messenger RNA of Paracoccidioides lutzii Pb01, 1671 nucleotides long. Its product is annotated as U3 small nucleolar RNA-associated protein. The record is from RefSeq and is a predicted model, not a curated record. Gene Ontology annotation, cellular component: nucleolus. The transcript has 2 exons. Gene Ontology annotation, molecular function: protein binding. Gene Ontology annotation, biological process: rRNA processing; positive regulation of transcription by RNA polymerase I. The coding region runs from base 1 to 1671 and encodes 556 amino acids.